AUUGUUUUGAAGAGCUAAAGGUGGGAAGUUCCGUCGAAUCGGACGUGAAUUCUUUGUGGAGGCGAAAUGGAGGCUGUUCCGCGUAUGCCGAUGAUUUGGCUGGAGCUGAAGGAAGCAGGGGAGUUUCAGUUUAGUUCCUCUGUCAGACAGUACAUUCAAUUAAACUAUGGUGAGAAUCCAGAGAACUACAGUGAGGCACUAAAGAGGCUGGAGCAGCUUAGGCAGACUGUGGCAAACAUACCGAGGGAUUUUGAGGGCUGCAGCACUCUUAGGAAGUACUUUGGUCAGCUGCACUUUCUGCAGAGUCGUGUUCCCAUGGCAUUUGGCCAGGAGGCUGCAGUGCCUGUGACAUGGAUGGAUAUAUUUUCAGAGAGAAAUGUCACACAUGAUGAUAUUAACUAUGAGCAGGCCUGUGUCCUCUAUAACCUGGGUGCCUUGCACUCUUUUCUGGGAGCUGUGGAUAACCGCCUGUCUGAGGAGGGGAUGAAAGUGUCCUGUACACAUUUCCAGUGUUCUGCCGGGGCUUUUGCCUACCUUAGAGACCACUACAAUCACAGCUACAGUUCUGACAUGAGCAGCCAGGCCCUGUCAAUCAACAUCAGCCUCAUGCUGGGACAAGCUCAAGAGUGUCUCUUGGAGAAAACUCUAUUAGACAACAGAAAGAGUCAUUUGGUAGCAAGAAUUUGUGCCCAGGUGUGUGCCUAUUAUAAGGACUGUCUGAGAGUUUUGGAUAAUUCUGAAUGUGUGCCUGGAAGGAUUCAGAAGGAGUGGAGGAAACUUGUCUGCCUGAAGAUCAGUUACUUCAGUGCCAUCACACACUUGCACACAGGAAAACAGUCAGAGGAGCAGCAGAAAUAUGGAGAGGCAGUCACUUAUUUUCAGUCCUCCUUGGACAAACUUAAUGAGGCAAUUAAGCAGAGCAAGGGCCAAUUGGAAUCUGUGCAAGGAGCUCUAAGAUUCACAAUGGAUGUGAUUGGUGGAAAGUUUAACUCUGCUAAGAAAGACAAUGAUUUCAUUUAUCAUGACUCUGUGCCAGGUUUAGACACUCUAGCGGCAGUAAAAGGUGCAUCCUUGGUGAAACCCCUUCCUGUGACCCCAACAGAUCCGAGUGUCACCGGUCCAGACCUCUUCUCUAAACUUGUUCCCAUGGCAACUCAUGAGGCCUCCUCUCUUUACAGUGAGGAGAAGGCAAAGUUACUAAGGGACAUCUUGGCUAAGAUAGAGGACAAAAACCAAAUCCUUGAGAGAUUUAUGGAGUCUCUAAGCAGUGACUUUGUGGAUAAAGCCGACAUGUUUAAAUCACUUCCUGACACUUUGUUGGAAAAAUGUGCAUUUCUCAGUGUACGACCAGACACUGUCAGGAACCUUGUUCAGGCUAUGCAAGCACUAUCAAAUGUGUACACUGACGUGGGCUCAUCUCUGGAGGAGGUCCAUAGUGCCCUGGAGGAAGAUGAGGCUGGGGAGAAGAGUUUGAUGGAGGUGGUGGGGCAAAAGGGACUGCCAGCCAGGCCUCCAGCCCUGCAGGAGAUUCAGAAAGAGUUGAAGAAAUAUGAGGCUGCCCAUCAGACAGCUAGCCACACCAACACUGAGCUCCACAGAGCCAUGAACCAACACAUACCAAACCUACGUCUGUUGCAGGGACCUGUUGAGGAACUCAGAAAUAGUCUGCCUCAACCACAGCUCAGCCAAGAUGAUAUGGCAUCUUUGCAAAAAAUGAAGACAAUUCUCAACAAAGUUGAUGAAAUGCAGAAGCAGAGGAUCUCAUUGGACGGCCAGCUUCGUGACCUUAUUCAUAAAGAUGACAUAACUGGAGUACUAGUAACCACAGAUCGUGCUGAGUUCAAGACAUUGUUUGAAGAACAGUUGAAGAAAUAUGAUCAGCUGAAGGGGUAUAUAGAACAGAACUUGGUAGCCCAGGAUAACAUCCUGAAAGCCCUAACAGAUGCUAAUGUGAAGUACGCUCCUGUCCGCAAGACGCUCACGCUCACAGAGCAACAAUGGAACAGCACAGUUCAGUCUCUUAUUGCCUCAUUUGAGGCUUAUGAGGACCUGAUGAAGAAGGCUGAGGAGGGAAGAGACUUCUACCAGGAUCUGGAUAAGAAGAUUUCCAGUCUUUUGGACAAAACCAAGUCCUAUUGUCAAACCAGAGAGGAGGAACGAGUUUCCUUGCUGGAGAGGGAGAUUGGAAAAGUGCCACCUCCCAGACCUACUGCCCAAAAGCCUGUGGUCGGGCAGAAAGUUCUUGGUCCUAGAUCUGGCCCCUCCAGUCUUGAGGCAGUAGGUCCUUCUGUCACUGCUUUUGUGGCUGGAGAUCUUCCAAAAGAACUGCGAAGCCUCCCUCCGAACAUGAAUUUGGCCCGAGGUCCAGUACCUCCAAAUCCUGGUCCCCAUGGUGGAACCCCUCAUAUCUGGCCACAAGGGACAAGCCCAUUUCCACCUAGUCAGUUUCCAAACCCACAGUUUCCCAAUACAGAUCCAAAGCUCAGGCAACAGUUGGCACAACAUCUCCCACCAAAUCAUGCAACUUAUGGCCAAGCCUCAGGGCUUCCACUGCCCUUGGCACCCCUUCAGAUCCCUGGGCUGCCGCAGCAGUUCCAGGCAAGAUCAGUUGGAGGUAUCACACCUGUGUAUCCUUUGGUAAACCAUUCAACUGCUUCACAGGUGCCUACUCAGGGCUACAAUCCUGCUCUAUGGCAGCAAGCCCAUAGUGGACCCAUUGCUGUUUCAGGGGGGUACAUUGUGCCUCCACAGAUGGGGCAGAUGCAUCAAAAUUCCAUUAGGCCUGGUCUACCAGGGCCAGAGGUAUCAAUGCCAAACUCCCUUGGACAGCAGAUGCCGCCCGGCAUGCCCCAGUCUUCCUCUGCCCAACAGAAUAUGCAGGGGACCCCGUACCAAAGCUUUACCCCCCAGCCUGGACAAAGUGUCCCCUCGACCACACCAAGAAGUGUAUUUCCUGGGCAAAUCCUGCCGCCCUUCCAACCUGGACAGUUCCAGCCUCCCAGGCCUUUCCAAGCAGAGCAACAGUCUGGCUUCCCAUCCGGCUACAGACCAGCAUUAGUUCCACAUACUCAACCCCAACAUGGUCUACCAGUCUCCCAUCCUCAGGGAGCCCAAACCCAACCUCAGUCUGUUCCUUCUCAUCAGUUCCAUCCUGGACAGCUUCCACAAAUCAGGCCUCAGCCUUAUAUGAGCUAUGCUCCCACAACUUUUCCAUCCUCACAACCUCAGCAACUCUCUGCAACCCUCCAAAAUCCACAUCAAGUGCAGCCAGGGUCUCAAAUAUUUCCACAGGUACCCUUCAUCCAAAAUUCUCAAAUAAAUUUUGGUCCUCGUCCAAUCUCUCAGCCCCCAAUGCCAUCAGGAGCUGUACCACCUCAAGGUAACAUGUAUUCUUUUGCACCACCACACAUGGGCCAACAGGCCGUUUCUCCCCAAUUCAACGGCAUGUUUAAUGGAACAGGGGUACAACCCAUGUACACUCCCAUUCAAACCCAAAUGCUUGGCCCGCAAAAUGUGUCUCGCCCUUUGGCAGGACAAGCAGUUGCACCAGUGAUGGACAAUCCAGUUCCUCCCUCACUUGCAAGCACUCUUGUACCUACUCCAUCAUCUGCUCACUUUUCGCCCCAAAGCCAGAUCUCCACUACUAAGCCAGAUAUGCCAUCCUCCUCCUUGGUGAACCAAAAUUUGGAACCACAAGCCACAAUAAGUGCUACUCGAUCUGACGAAAUAAGGCAGCAAUCUUCCGGAGAGUCCCUCCCUUUGGAGAUAGUGUCUGACUCCAUGAAAAUUCUGGAUUCUCUUCAGAACAAGGUGGAUCAUCUCAGCAUUGAAUCCCAAAGUGAGGCAUCUGAUUGUGGAGUGGAUAAAGGCUAACAAGUUGUCAAGUCAGAACUCAAAAACAGUUGUGCUGAUGAUAUCAAUGAUAGUCAGGAUACCAUGCAGAGCACAAUUGGAAAUGAUGACACUGACCAGGGGGUGCCAAAAAAAGAUCUGUUUGGUGAAUUUGGAUUCUUUGUGGUCACUACACAAGAUAUGAUGCCUGAAAACACUUCUACAUACACAUAAGCUUCACUACAUGUACUAACACAGAACUGCACCAUACUCUUUGUACCUUUACCUACACAUUAUGAUAUAUCAAAUUGAUUAUUUACAAGCAAAUAGAAAGCAUCUUUUGCACUUUAACUCUAUGCAAUCCUCUGUUCUUUUGUGUCCUGUAUCACUCUGUAUUUCCAGUGCUAAAUAGCACUUUAUUCUGCACUCUGUUAAUUAAAUGAUAAGGACGUUGUUUUUGAGGAAGUGGUGAUGUUACAUCCUUGAUUUUUCCUUGUUUCAGAAAGUAAAUCUUUUGAUACUAAAAUCUCUACUAGCUUUUAAAUUUACUUUUGUUAAACAGUGUAAACACAGCUUGAAUUAUAUCUCUGUAUACAUUAUAAUAUUGUAGCUGUUAAAAAACAGUGUGACACCACCAGUGUUUUACUGUAUUGUGCCACAAUAAUUUGAAUUUGUGACUUUAAAAACAGGGUCCUCUUCUUAAAAUUCAACAUUAAAUCAGUUGCUGAAAAAUAC
Xyrauchen texanus (razorback sucker) is the source of this 4566-nucleotide messenger RNA. Its product is annotated as tyrosine-protein phosphatase non-receptor type 23-like. The record is from RefSeq and is a predicted model, not a curated record. Gene Ontology annotation, molecular function: protein binding. Gene Ontology annotation, biological process: protein transport to vacuole involved in ubiquitin-dependent protein catabolic process via the multivesicular body sorting pathway; early endosome to late endosome transport; endocytic recycling. The transcript is spliced from 21 exons. Bases 67 to 3873 code for a protein of 1268 amino acids. Lineage: Eukaryota; Metazoa; Chordata; Actinopteri; Cypriniformes; Catostomidae. Gene Ontology annotation, cellular component: endosome.